Messenger RNA from Trichosurus vulpecula (common brushtail), 3760 nucleotides. RefSeq names its product solute carrier family 19 member 2 (gene SLC19A2). The record is from RefSeq and is a predicted model, not a curated record. Gene Ontology annotation, biological process: vitamin transport; transmembrane transport. Gene Ontology annotation, cellular component: plasma membrane. The transcript has 7 exons. Lineage: Eukaryota; Metazoa; Chordata; Mammalia; Diprotodontia; Phalangeridae. Gene Ontology annotation, molecular function: vitamin transmembrane transporter activity. The coding region runs from base 219 to 1760 and encodes 513 amino acids.
GGGGGCCUCGGCAAAGCGAGCCGAACGGAGCCAGGUGCUCUGGCCAGCUGGCUGAGGUCGAAGUUGUGGUGACCCCCGGGCGGCGGGGCCUGGGAGGAGGUGCGACCUUGGGUCCAUGAGCCGCGGCUGAGCCUCCGUGGGACCGGAGGAGGAGCGGGAGCAGAAGCGGGAGGAGCAGGAAGGGGUCGGGCCCGAGUCCCCGCCCCGCUGCUCUGCGGAUGGAUGUGCCGGGGCCGGGGGCCCCCAGAGCAGCGGCGGCCACGGCCACGGCGGCCACUAUGCUGCUGCGCACGGCCCGCGUGCCGCGCGAGUGCUGGUUCCUGCCCACCGCCCUGCUCUGCGCGUACGGCUUCUUUGCCAGCCUGCGGCCGUCCGAGCCCUUCCUGACCCCCUACCUGCUGGGAAGCGACAAGAAUCUCACCGAGAAAGAGGUCUUCAAUGAAAUUUACCCAGUCUGGACCUACUCCUAUUUGGUGCUGCUGUUUCCCGUAUUCCUUGCCACAGACUACCUCCGAUACAAACCUGUUAUCCUGCUGCAGGGAUUCAGCCUUAUUGUCACGUGGUUCAUGCUCCUUUAUGCCCAGGGACUGCUAGCCAUUCAGUUUCUGGAAUUCUUCUAUGGCAUCGCCACCGCCACGGAAAUUGCCUAUUACUCUUACAUCUAUAGUGUGGUAGACCUGGGAAUGUACCAGAAAGUCACUAGCUACUGCAGAAGUGCCACCCUGGUGGGUUUCACUGUGGGCUCUGUCUUGGGCCAGAUCCUGGUCUCUGUGGCGGGCUGGUCUCUAUUCAGCUUAAAUGUUAUCUCUUUGACCUGUGUGUCAGUGGCUUUUGCGCUAGCCUGGUUUCUGCCCAUGCCACAGAAAAGCCUCUUCUUCCAUCAUGUUGAUUCAACCUGCCAAGGAGUGAAUGGCAUCAGAGUCCCUAAUGGUAGCAUCAGGAACACCCCAGCUUCCAGUCAUCUUCCUGGUUGGGAGGACAUGGAAUCAAAGAUCCCUUUAAACAUGGAAGAGCCUUCUUCAGAAGAGCCGGUUUGGGGAUCAGAACGACGUUUGACUUCUAGAAAGAAUGAGAAAUUGAAGCCAGACCGCCUUCUUGUGCUCAAGGUCUUGUGGAAAGAUUUCCUGGUGUGCUAUUCCUCCCAUCCUCUGCUCUGUUGGUCGGUGUGGUGGGCCCUCUCUACCUGUGGCUAUUUCCAAGUGGUGAACUACACACAGGGUCUGUGGGAGAAAGUGAUGCCUUCUCGCAAUGCUGCCAUCUAUAAUGGUGGAGUGGAGGCAGUUUCAACACUGCUGGGGGCUGUGGCAGUGUUUGCAGUUGGUUACAUAAAAAUAUCCUGGUCUACGUGGGGCGAGAUGACGCUGUCCCUCUUCUCCCUCCUGAUCGCAGCGGCCGUGUAUGUAAUGGACAAAGUGAAUAACAUCUGGGUGUGCUACUCGUCCUAUGUUGUCUUCAGAAUCAUCUACAUGCUGCUUAUCACCAUAGCAACGUUCCAGAUUGCUACUAACCUCAGCAUGGAGCGCUAUGCCCUGGUGUUUGGUGUGAACACUUUCAUUGCCUUGGCACUACAGACUCUGCUCACUCUGAUUGUGGUGGACGCCAGUGGUCUUGGCUUGGAAAUCACCACUCAGUUCCUGAUCUAUGCUGGUUACUUUGCACUCAUAGCGAUGAUUUUCCUAAUCAAUGGUGCAGUCAGUGUUAUAAAGAAGUACAGAAGGAGGCAAGAUCCAGAAGCAAGCUCUCCAGUGACCACUGCAUGAUCCACAACUAAGGGGAGACUGACGCCUUAGAACCUGAGCGCUGCUUCCCACAACAACAGUGCCUGGACAUAAAAGUUCAUUGUGUUUUCCCUAAGUUAUAAGCAUAUAUUUAUGACAGUGUUUGAAUGUGCAUUUUUCUGCUUCAGAGCAACCAGGUGUAAUCUGUUUUCUUGGUGUUCCAUAAUUGAUCCAAGAAGAAAUGUUGAUUUUUAUAGAUUAUUUAUGUGAGAUAAUUUAAGGAUGACUUUUUUAGCCCUGCUUUAAACAUCCACUUGCUAAAGUGAAAGCAUGGGAUCCAGGGAAAGGGGGACCAGAAGGGGAAGUUCUGCGUUUAAUUUGAAAACAAAGUUAAGGUUUUUACAGGUCAUUCCCAUCCUGAUGCCCUAGGAUAGCAUCAUGGGCCCCAUGGGCCAUCGCUCCUCAGACAGGAUGGAGGUGCCCGGCUGCAGUACUCACCUCUGUACCACUCAUUACCACAGUUUCAUGUGUCUUUGUCUACACAUUCACUUAUUUGUGUUAGUGUAAAUGGUUGUUUCUAUCACAAGUGAGCAAUAUUUGCUGUGGUUCUAUUCCCUAAGGAAUAUACGUUGUGUGUUUAUUUUAAAUUAUUGUUUUCACCUCAGUGUAAGUGUUCUCUCAGAUGUGUGUGUACUUUGACCAGUACGUUGUACAUUACUCAUUAUGCUUCCCAGAGAAGCUCAUAUAGGUACAAAGAAUGGCGAACUUGAGGCCUGCUAAUCUGCUAAACUGUUCAUUGCUAAAUGAAUGGACCUUAUCAGAAAAUUUAAGGGAUACUUAAUUCUUUAGUAUGAAGGACUCUGACUUUACGAUGAAACCUAGAAUGAAUUAUGGGCCGUGGCUACAACCAACCCAUCUAGUGUUUGUUGUCCCUUUAAGCCCUAAAUAAGAGGAAGAUUUAAAAACACCUUCACUUCCUGAUUUUUUGUUGUCUUUCUCUUAUUCAAGAUAAGAUGGGCACCCAAGACUAUUCCAAGGUGUUUUUUUUUUUUUUUGUUUUGCGCAAAUGGGACCACGUAAUUUGUAAGACAGGACUGGGAUUGACUGUUGGGUUCUUUACCAGAAAUCUGCCUUUAAGUUCAGAAGUGUAUCAUCUUAAAGAUUUGAUUAAAAUUAGAAGUUGGUGGUGUUUUCUGUUUCCAAGUUACAUGAAGGAAAACAAAAUAGUUUCCACUUGAUUUUGAAAUGUCUCCGAUGUGGCUGCCAGUGUGUGUGAAAAAUAUCUGUAUUUAUGUCACAUUUUGAGAAACCAGUGAAGCUGAGAUGGUGUUGCCUUAUUCUCGCUACCUCUGAGUAGCUGCUUUUACCUGAGUUAUGGUUUAUUUUUGUUUUUUUUUUUCUAAUUUGAGAAGGAUAUAACUAAGCCACAUUAGCGAUAUGUAGGAGUGGGGGUGGAAGGGAUAAGUGGCAGCUUUCCAUCUGCUUUAUUUAAUGAGGAUCAUAGGUCAUUCCUUAUGCCUUCCUUUAAGAUGAAGAGGAUGGGCAGGAACAAGCUAGGAGAGAAGGGGGAAAUGAUUCCUUUGAAGUCAGAGCUUCUGGCUACUGGAUUGGGGAUUUUUUACAUUAUUUUCUCUUGGGAUUGUUCAUUCUAAAACAAGCCAGUUUGUUGUCACAAAGUGUUUUAGGUUAUUUUUUUAAUGAUGAAAUAGACUGACAUAAUCAAAAUGUCUGGCUACCAAAGCAUUAAUUUCCCUAUUCUCUGAAUGUCAGGUAGACCACAUAAACCUUUAGUUAUAUAAGAAAAGGAGGUCUUACCUGUGCAGUGAGUUUUUAGAAGAAUCUAAUUUGCACAGAUGAACUUACUGUACAUGGUUUUGCAAACAAGUGGAAAGAAAUUUUCUGUUGUAUGUUUUAUUCAAUUCUGUAUAGAUUAUAAAAUUAUUUUUAUCAAAUAAAUAUUUUAUAGUAUGUUUUCCUUUUUUGAUUUAAAAAUAUUUUAAAAUCUAGUAUAUGGAAAAUAACUUUGUAAUCACUUCCUUAAA